CCGUAACUAACAGUCGCUAGCAGAACGGCUAUCCCUUAGCUGGUCCUUGUUGUUAGCUUUGGAAACCAGUCAUCAAGGAGCUUCAACAAACACUUCUUCUUAAAACUAAACGCCGAGGAGCCACUCUUACAGCAAAGGGGAACAAAACGAAAGUCAACAUGUGCUCGGUUGUUGGAUGUUAUUCGGGACAUAUCGGUGUGCAAAGGUUCAAGUUACCAGAAGAUCCAGACAGGAGGUUUGAGUGGGUUCAGUUCCUCUUCGAAGUAAAUGAACAAAGAUUUAAAGAGUCAGACUGGACUGAUAUAACCAUCUGCCGGGCGCACUUUACUAAAGACUGUUUUGUCAAACCGACUUCUAAGAAUGGCACGGCUCAGCUCAAGUACAGUGCAGUCCCAUCUCUGUUUAUCAAGGCGAACACAGACGAGGCUCCGGAGGACCCACAGGCACAGGAAACGGCGUCAGACGAAGACGUUUUCUCUGAAACUGAUACUUUAAAUGGUAAAGAAGGCCAUACCUCGGAAGAAGAAGAGGAAGACGACCAAGACCGGGCGAGUUCAGAUGAGGAUUGGAAUCCGACGGAUGAUUUUUUGCCUGUAAAGGCGUCUGAAGAAGAGAGCGAAGAGGAAGAAGAAGAAGAAGAAGAAGAAGAAGAUGAUGAAGAAGAAUAUGAUUACCGAUGGGGCCUCAGAAUUAAUGAGCUCUGCACAGAGUGUGGUAGUUUUUAUAGUCAAAAGCCUCACACAUGUGAGCACAAAAUUAAACCCUUCUCCUGUAACAUUUGCGGGAAAAGAUGUGUCAACGAGAUUUCUCUGAAAAGUCAUAGCAGGAUCCACGAUGAAACCUACGAACAUCCGUGUAAAUACUGCAAUGUUACUUUCAAAACGAGGAUGGACAAACUGAACCACGAGCAGUUUCACCAAGUUAACAAUGAUCCCUACAAAUGUCCCGACUGUCCAAAGACAUUUACCACCCGUAAAGAACGAAACGAGCACCUGUCAAAUCACAGAACCCCGGAUGUAAUCCAAUGUGGAAUUUGCGGGAUUGAAUUUAGUCAAAUACAUCAUCUUCAGAGACACUCUGUUGUGCACACAGGACUGAAACCGUACAAGUGCUCAGUUUGUGAACGCGGCUUCAACCAGGCAAGCAACCUGAAGUCUCACAUGCGUCUUCACACAGGAGAGAGGCCUUUUAAGUGCCAGCAUUGUGACAAAUGCUUCAAUCACAACGUGAGUUUGAAGAGUCAUGUCCAGCGUUACCACACAUCGAGCUCGGGGCCUGAUCGUAACAAAAGGAAGAAAGUCAAAAGGGAAAGUGAGGCUGCUGAUGCUGAAGACAAUGGAAAUCAAAUAGACUCGGAAUCUGAGGUAGACAAUGUAGAAGGAGGGCACGAUACAGGAGAGGAGGUGCAGAAGGUACAGAUAAAAAAAGCACCAAAAAGUAAAAAGAGGACCACGGGUAGACCCAGAGGACGGCCAAAAGCUGGAGGUUUAAACAAUAAGCCGACAAAAACAAAUUUGCAGAAGUCAAAUAAAACGGUUUCGAGCACUGAGAAAAUUGAGGAUGAGAAGUCAGACAGUGAUGUAUCCUUUGACUUAGAAGAAGAAGAAGAAGAAGAAGAAGAAGGCGGACCAAUGAGGAAGAGUAAAGGGGGAUCAAGAGGAGGACCAAAGGAGGACAUUGACUCUGAUUUUGACCCAGAAGAAGUGACGAAGAAAAGGAGGUACAGCAAUGAGAGCAGUGGGAAGAACUCGGGUAAACAUGAGGCAGAGCAAAGAAAAAUCAAGAGGUCUAAAAGAUAACAAAUGUAUAGGUGAUUAAAAUCAGAGGUCUGUAGAGAACUGAAUCAUGAACUCAACUAGGUAUAACAAUUGAACAGUUUGAGAUGUGAGAAACAUGACAUCCAUGUAUUCCAGCGUCCCUAUGAACUAUACUGUACUUUUAUGUAAAUACUUCAAACAGUUUUCAAACAGUUUUUAACCUGUUGUCUGCUUUGUAGAUCACAGAACUAAAACUUGGUAAAAGUGGAUUAACAGUGCUCAAGAGCUACAUUUCAAACUUUGUUUUAGGGGUAUUACUGUUUUUGGGGAAACAUGUUCUCUAAUCUUGUUGUUUAUGAAAUGGCAGUUUCUUAAUAAUAAAACCC
Molecule: messenger RNA, 2143 nt
Organism: Labrus mixtus (cuckoo wrasse)
Lineage: Eukaryota; Metazoa; Chordata; Actinopteri; Labriformes; Labridae
Product: zinc finger protein 85-like
Exons: 2
Coding region: 159-1799 (546 amino acids)
Biological process (GO): regulation of transcription by RNA polymerase II
Cellular component (GO): nucleus
Molecular function (GO): DNA-binding transcription factor activity, RNA polymerase II-specific; RNA polymerase II cis-regulatory region sequence-specific DNA binding
Source: RefSeq, a predicted model, not a curated record